Molecule: messenger RNA, 2286 nt
Organism: Kalmanozyma brasiliensis GHG001
Lineage: Eukaryota; Fungi; Basidiomycota; Ustilaginomycetes; Ustilaginales
Product: Zinc finger, RING-type
Exons: 1
Coding region: 1-2286 (761 amino acids)
Source: RefSeq, a predicted model, not a curated record
AUGCGCAUCUCACUGCUGCUGCCACUGUUGGCGCUUCCAGCUGCUCGCGGCUCGUUUCUCGGUGAGCUGCUGUUCGGGAAGGACAUCCUGCAGCCGGUGCGCGACGCAAUUCGACACACCGAGCACCUGCGCGACGAAGUGUACGGCUGGUACAGACACAACGACACGCAGCGGGGGAAUUUUACGGUGACACCGGAUCCAAGGGAGCUGUAUAAGCUGUUACCGAAGAGCUAUGAGGGACGAAGUCUGGUAGAGCCGGACGGAUCGUAUUAUAGAGAGGUACAGGGGUGGUAUAAGGGGAAGUGGGAUGGGUGGGAUUGGAGUACGAGGGGGAAUCGGUCGUUGGCGGCCGAGACGCAGUUGAAUCGGACCGCUGCUAGGCUCAACGACAACACAACUACGAUACCAGAGUAUGUGGAUGGGGUAAAUGCCACUCAGCUUAGGCAGGACAGGGGUAAGGUGGACUGGCUCGCGACCAAAUCUGGACACAUAGACAUGCGGUUGCAAGAAGAACAUCUCCUCGAAGGCAACGUCUCGCUCGUCACGGGCAGCAUCUCCUUCUCCUCACCCUCCAGCUCAGAUAGCACCGACUUCUCGCUCGAGGGUCUGCACUUUCUUCCCACGGGCAGCCUCUUCCUGCACGCCCUGGCCGAGGAAGACCCCUCCACGACCGACGUGCGCACCUCUCUCUCGCUCAUCCCCACCGGCAACAACGAAACAGCCAACCAAACAGUCCAGGCGAUAGAGAAAGCAUUUCAAUUGCGCAUCGAUAUGCUGCAGCGCAUCGUCGACAGUGGCACCUACGAAGUCGGCGAGACGCUCGAGCCGGCGCAACGCAAGCACAACUGUUCGUUGCACGUCUAUGGGCAGUUUCUUUCCGCUGGACCUUACCCCGCAAUGCAAGAUCGGAUCGAUGCUCUCGAACGAGAGUGGGUGAACUCGACGGGGAUCAGCACGAUCCGCGCUCCACCUGUGACACUGUCCCUGCUGGCGUACAGCCCCGAGUGUCAGCUCCUCCUUCACUCACCUACCCUCACCGGCCUUCUCCAACCCCGCUUUUGGCGCAAAACGCUCCACUACGCCAUGGUGUACUUCCUCGUCCUCUGCCUGCAAACCUACCUACUCGCGAAGCAGAUGCAGGCGACGCUGACGCCAUCCGGCCUGGCACGGCAGAGCGGCGCUACGUGGCUACUCCAGUGCUUCGUCGAUGCCGUCUCGAGUCUGCUGCAUCUGAGUGUCGCGGUCGGGGUGGAGAACGGGACGAGUGGCGCGCUGCUCGCGUGUGCGUUCAUGGCAUCAGCAUGCUUCCUGGGCUUUGGGUAUCGGUAUGGAAUCGUCAUUUGGCGUGAGGCGAUGGAGACGUCCUCCCCUGCGCCUGCCUCGGAUGGUGUCCUCACGAACAUCAUCGCGAGAAUCACCGGUACGAGGGUGGAAGAGGUGACUCCCGAGAUCGUGCGCGAACGUCAAAGACGAAGCUUCAUGCUGGCGGGAGUGACGUUCUUCCUGCUGCUUGGGUUUGCACCUGAGCUGCUGGGGUGGAUGAUGCUACCGGUGGUGUUCAGUUUUUGGAUUCCGCAGAUUUGGUUGAAUGUGCAGAGGGGAACGCGACGCUCGGUGCUCAAGCGGACGGUCGUGGGGUUGACGGGGACGAGGUUGUUCUUGCCGCUCUAUCUGCUGAUUUGCCCGGACAACGUGCUGUUCCAGGAGGAGAGCGGGUGGGGGUGGGUUCUGGCGGGAUGGUUGGUGGGACAAGCGACGCUGCUGGUGGGUCAGGAUGUGUUGGGUCCGCAUUGGUUUUUGCCCUCAAAGUGGGUGCCGGCGGAUGCGAGGGUCGGGUGGGAGUACCAUCCCGAGGAGGGAGAUGCGGUGGAGGGGGAGUGUGGGAUCUGCUUGGCCCCGAUCGAAAAGGUUGAGGAAGCGAGCAGGGAUGGGCCCGUGGGAGGAUGGUUGAGCUUCAAGGGCGGAGACUACGAUCGACUUGCUGGAGAGGAGUACGAGGUUGCGGACGAUGCGCCGUCGUGUCCACCAGAAAAGUCGCGAACACCUCGCGCCCUCCGUCAACUGCCUCCGAUAACCUUGACCGGAAGAAUGACGCAACGUGCCCGCAGGCUCGCAGCAAGGGCCGUGUCAGGCGUCCUGCGAUGGAGGUCCACGGCGCAGCGAGGAAGACGGACGGACGUGAUGCGCACACCAUGCGGCCAUACGUUCCAUACCGAGUGUCUGGAAAGGUGGUUCGAGAUCAAGGGCGAGUGUCCCAGUUGUAGGGCUGCGUUGCCUCCGGUGUAA